CUUGAUGGCAAUAACCACAUCUAUGUUAUUGCUUAUGCUGUUGUGGACAUUGAGAACAAAGACAAUUGGAAAUGGUUUUUAACUUUGUUGCAUGAAAUCUUGGGGAUUACAUACAGAAUGGGUGGAAUUUCAUGUCAGACAUGCAAAAGGGACUUAUUCCAGCUUUACAGGAAGUCAUGCCUGGUGCACCUCAUAGAUUUUGUGUCUUGCAUCUUUGGAAAAAUUUUACAAAGCAAUGGAAAAGCAAGGAACUUAAAGGAAUUGUGUGGCAAUGUGCAAAAUCCACUAAUGUUGCUGAGUUUGAAGGCCAUAUGGCCCAUUUGAAGACAAUCAACUGCCAGGCUUGGGAGUAUUUGAAUAAAUGGCCCAAACAAGCAUGGACAAAAGCCCACUUCAGUACAAUACCCAAGGUGGACAAUAUAUGCAACAACACUUGUGAGGUAUUCAAUUCCAGAAUUCUGCAGUAUAGAUGCAAGCCUAUUAUCACAAUGCUUGAAGAAAUUAGAAGUUAUAUCAUGAGAACCAUGGCUGCUCGCAAGGUUAAACUUUCUGGAAAACCUGGACCAUUAUGUCCAGUGCAGUAUAAAAGACUAGAAAAAGAAUUCCAUUUUGCUAAUCAAUGGACUCCCAUUUGGUGUGGUGAUAACAUGGGCCUGAGAUAUGAGGUUCACAUGUGGGGGAAUAAGGUUGAGGUCAAUUUAGGUGAAUGGACAUGCACUUGUGGAGUAUGGCAACUAACAGGGAUGCCAUGCCGACAUGCCAUUGCAACAAUAACUCACAAAGGAGGGAAGCCUGAGGACAUGUGUCAUGAGUGGCUGCCAAUAGAAGCUUAUAAUAAGACAUACCAGCAUUUUAUUGAACCAGUCCAAGGACCACAAUAUUGGGCCCAGACACAGUAUACACACCCUGUUCCACCACAUAAAAGGGUCCAAAGAGGAAGGCCAAAGAAAAAUAGAAGGAGAUCUGUAGAUGAGGACAAUGUCACAGGACAUAAGCUAAAGAGGAAAUUGGCUGAGUUUACAUGUGGAAGGUGUGGCCAAACCAAUCAUAACAUUAGAAGCUGUAAAAAUAUUGGAGUUCCUGUUAGGCCAAAGAAAUAUGUUGCACCAUCAACUUCAAAUGAGGAUGACCACCUAUUAUCUCAAGAUGAACAAGCUUUGAAUGAGGCUGAAGAAGCUGCUGCUCAUGUUCAACAAGAUCCGGUGGAGAUUAAUUUAUCUCAGCCUCAUUUGUCACAAGAUAGUGACAUGGAGUUGAUGGUAAAUAUUUGUCACAACAAAGUAGUUUUAUCUCAACCUAAUUUGUUGCAGCACUCCAUUUUUAUAUAUUACAAUUAUUCAUGUUUGGCAUUUACAUGUAGGUCCCUGCAACUAUUGUUCCACCAAUGGCAAGGAAUAAGCUAA
This is a messenger RNA of Glycine soja, 1403 nucleotides long. RefSeq lists its product as uncharacterized. The transcript is spliced from 3 exons. Gene Ontology annotation, molecular function: zinc ion binding; DNA binding; transposase activity. The record is from RefSeq and is a predicted model, not a curated record. Gene Ontology annotation, biological process: DNA transposition. Lineage: Eukaryota; Viridiplantae; Streptophyta; Magnoliopsida; Fabales; Fabaceae. Bases 132 to 1403 code for a protein of 423 amino acids.